AUGACUACGAUGGAUGUUCCUCGUUCGGACGAUGGUGGGCUAUUCGAUUAUCAAUGGAUUAAUCGAGAAGAAGCUGAGAAAAUAUUAGAAGGUCUCAAAAAACGACACAAGAAUGAAUUACGGGAUUUCUUUAAUGAAAAUAAACUUUUAGCGUUACUCUCCGGCCCAUCAUUAUCAGUUGGUUUAUCAAUGAAACAAUAUCGCUAUAAAGUUUUACUCAUUGGAAAAAGUUCUUGUGGAAAAACAAGUUUAAUCCGUGCACUUCAGGGCAAACAAUCUGUCAACGAUUAUCAACCAACAAUAGGUAUUCAAACAACGGCCAUCUAUUGGCCGGUUAAACUAAAUCAACCUAAUAGACCAACAUACAUGUUUCGACUUGAUAUGUGGGAUACUGGACCAUCAAGUUUUCAAAAUUUUGAUUACAUUGAAAAAGAUUGUUUUGAAUCUGUUGAUUUGGUCAUGUUUGUUAUUUCGGCAUCAGAUCGUGACGGUUUCAAUCACUUACCAGAACUAAUAAACGAGAAAUUAACACAAGCAAGUCCUACCAGAUCAUUUUCCACUAUUGUCUUUAUUACAAAAUUUGACCAGUUGUCUGAUUUGACAGCCAGCGAUGCCGAACAAUUUCAAACAAAAUACAAUGUACCCGUUUACCUUUUUUCAUCUGUCCAUACAAAUUUUCGUUCAACAUCAUCUUAUUUAACAAUGAUAUGCGAACGACUUUGGAAACGAGAUUUAGAAUUAUCGAUGACUGGAACAAUUUUUGUAUAA
This is a messenger RNA of Didymodactylos carnosus, 768 nucleotides long. NCBI's taxonomy places the organism in Eukaryota, Metazoa, Rotifera, Eurotatoria, Philodinida, Philodinidae. The record is from the annotation of a GenBank genome assembly.